Molecule: messenger RNA, 4840 nt
Organism: Musa acuminata AAA Group (dessert banana)
Lineage: Eukaryota; Viridiplantae; Streptophyta; Magnoliopsida; Zingiberales; Musaceae
Product: probable inactive ATP-dependent zinc metalloprotease FTSHI 5, chloroplastic
Exons: 20
Coding region: 214-4110 (1298 amino acids)
Biological process (GO): proteolysis
Cellular component (GO): chloroplast thylakoid
Molecular function (GO): ATP binding; metalloendopeptidase activity; ATP hydrolysis activity
Source: RefSeq, a predicted model, not a curated record
UUAAACCCAUCUCGCUCCCGUCUCCCCGUCUUCCCUUUCCCCGAACCCACACUGACGAACUCGGGGGCAGACGAAGCGCGCGACGUGCGCUUCUUUCCUGCUUCCUCCUCUCUUCUCUCUUUUUCCUACUACCAAAUCGCUGCAAAAUCCCUUAAUAGAGAAUUCAACCGAGGAAGCAUAGCCCAUUCCCAUGCCCUAAUCUCUCUCUAGCUCAUGGAAUCCAGUGUUGUCUCUCUCCAUCUCACCUCCUCCCUCCUCACUCCCUUCCCCUUCCAUUUCUCCCGUUAUUGCCUUCCCCUCUCGCCCCCUUUUUUCCGCUCCAAACCCUCUCGCCACCGUUUUCGAGCUGCUAUUAAACCCUUCAUUCCUCCCUUCCCGCAUCCGUAUCCUCGCGUUUCUGCUUCCUUAACUCCUCCCGAUCAUCAGUCCUCGGAAAAGUCGCCAGAUUUAUCAGGAUUGUGCGCCACUGUUCUCCAUAAUGCUCGAAAGCCUCUAUCUUUCUUGUUCUUCUGCAUCGCGGUUGGUUUCCUCCCAAUUCCUACUGCUGGAAUUCGUGCCCUUGCUGUAGCGGCUACCGUGCAGUCGAGGAAGGAAAAAACACGGAACAGUGACGCCUCUAUGGAUCAUGAGUUUUCAGAGUACACCCGGAAACUGCUUGCUGAUGUUUCAGUUCUCCUGCAGAGAAUCGAGAAGGUGAGAUCCUCGAGAGGAGAUAUGGAUGGCGUUCGGGAGGCUUUGAGGGCAGUGAAGAAGAAGAGGAAGGAGGUUCAGGAAGAGGUUCUUAGGAAGCUGAAUUUGGAGUUGAGGGAGUUGCAAAGGGAAAAGAUGCAACUGGUGAAACGGUCUGAGGAUAUUAUGAACUCAGCUUUGGCAAUGAAGAAGCGGCAGGACAAGUUGUCCAGAAAAAAGGGUGAUGGUGAUGGUGUGAGAAAGAAUGUGCAGGCUCUGGAGAACAGCUUGGUUGCUGCAGAGAAGGAAUACAGUGAUAUCUGGGAGAAGGUCGGGGACAUUGAGGACAGGAUCCUGAGGAGGGAGACAUUGACGUUCAGCAUUGCCAUUAGGGAGCUUUCAUUUAUUGAAAGGGAGUCCGAACUCUUAGUGGAGAGAUUUGGCCGUCGGUUGAAACAGGACAGUGUUGCAAGUCCAUUGAAGGUGACAACUAGGCUGUCCAGGGAUGAUAUCAAGAAAGAACUAGAAACAGCCCAAAAUGAUUAUUGGGAGCAGAUGCUGCUGCCAAAAGUUUUGGAAGCUGAAGAUCCUGAAAUCGAUUCAGAAACCAGUACUGGAGGUUUUGUUUCUAAUAUAAGAAGAGCUCUUAAAGAAUCCAAACAGAUGCAAAUGAAUAUGGAAGCUCAGUUAAGGCGAAAGCUAAAGAAGUUUGGUGAUGAAAAUCUUUUCCUUGCAAAAACUUCAGAGGAUGAGGUGCUGAAGGGUUUUCCAGAGGCAGAAUUGAAGUGGAUGUUUGGACAGAAAGAAUUUGUUAUUCCCAGAGCUGUUAGUCUUCAUUUAUUUCAUGGUUGGAAAAAGUGGCGGGAGGAAGCAAAAGCAAAUUUGAAAAAGGAAUUACUAGAGAACAUGGAUCAUGGUAGGCAUUACAUGGAUCAAAGAAAGGGGCAUAUCAUCAAGGACAGGGAGAAGUUGAUGACAAAGACAUGGUACAAUGAUGAAAGAAAUAGGUGGGAAAUGGAUCCAGUGGCUGUUCCUUUUGCUGUUUCCAAGAGACUAGUUGGAAGAGCUCACAUUAGGCAUGACUGGGCUGUCAUGUAUCUUACACUUAAGGGUGAAGAUAAAGAAUAUUAUGUUGAUCUCAAGAAGUUUGACAUACUUUUUGAAGAUUUUGGAGGAUUUGAUGGCCUUUAUGUUAAAAUGCUUGCAUCUGGAGUUCCAACUUCUGUUCAGUUGAUGUGGAUCCCAUUAUCAGAGUUAGAUAUUCGCCAACAGUUUCUCGUGCUAACAAGACCUCCUUCUCAGUUUCUGGUUGGUCUGUGGAAGUCAAGCAUUGUAUCUUAUAUGAGAAAAUGGUCUUACUCAAAAACAAAAGAUAUCAUUGAUGAUCUAAUGAUCAUUGUUGGUUUUCCUCUUGUAGAGUUUAUCAUUCCUAAGCAGAUAAGAAUGAGUUUAGGCAUGGCCUGGCCUGAAGAAGCAUAUCAAACUGUUGGCGCCACAUGGUACCUUGAAUGGCAAUCUGUGGCUGAAUUGAAUCACAGAUCUAGAAAGAAAGGCAGCAUCUGGUGGUACUUUUGGUUUUUGAUGAGAAGUGCCAUAUUUGGAUUUCUUUUGUUUCAUGUCUUUCGAUUCUCAAAGAGAAACAUUCCAAGGUUUCUUGGAUAUGGACCAUUGCGUAGAGAUCCGAACUUGCGGAAAUUUCGGAGAGUGAGAUUUUAUUUUAAAUAUAAGCUAUACAGAACGAUACGGAGGAAGAAGGAAGGCAUUGAUCCAAUAAGGUCUGCAUUUGAUCAGAUGAAGAGGGUGAAGAAUCCACCCAUUCGACUGCAGGAUUUUGCUAGUGUGGAAUCAAUGAGAGAGGAAAUUAAUGACAUUGUGACAUGUUUACGGAAUCCCACUGCUUUUCAGGAAAAAGGAGCACGUGCUCCCAGAGGAGUCCUAAUUGUUGGUGAGAGAGGUACAGGGAAGACUUCACUUGCAUUGGCCAUAGCUGCAGAAGCAAGAGUUCCUGUUGUUCAGGUUGAAGCUCGUCAACUAGAACCUGGUCUCUGGGUUGGUCAAAGUGCAUCAAAUGUUAGGGAGUUGUUCCAGACUGCAAGGGAUUUGGCACCAGUGAUUAUUUUUGUCGAGGAUUUUGAUCUAUUUGCUGGGGUUCGAGGUCAAUUUAUUCACACUAAAAAGCAAGACCAUGAGGCAUUUAUUAACCAACUUCUGGUCGAACUUGAUGGUUUUGAAAAGCAGGAUGGGGUUGUUUUAAUAGCUACCACUAGAACUCUUAAACAAAUUGAUGCGGCUUUGAGAAGACCUGGCCGCAUGGAUAGGGUAUUGCAUCUUCAACGGCCAACCCAGAUGGAAAGGGAAAAAAUAUUACACCUAGCUGCCAAGGAAACAAUGGAUGAUGAGCUUAUUAAUUUUGUUGACUGGAAGAAGGUUGCUGAGAAGACAGCUUUGCUAAGGCCGAUAGAAUUGAAGUUUGUGCCUUUGGCACUAGAGGGUAGUGCAUUCCGUAGCAGGAUUCUUGACGCAGAUGAAUUAAAUUCCUAUUGCAAUUGGUUUGCGUGUCUGAGUAAAACUGUUCCCAAAUGGUUGAGAGGGACCAAAAUUUACAAGAGGAUUAGCAAGUCUCUAGUUAAUCAUCUUGGAUUGACAUUGACAAGGGAAGAUAUGGAAUCAGUUGUUGAUCUAAUGGAACCCUAUGGUCAGAUAAGCAAUGGGAUUGAAUUAUACAGCCCUCCACUUGAUUGGACAAGGGAAACAAAAUUCCCUCAUGCUGUAUGGGCAGCUGGACGUGCUCUGAUUGCUCUUCUUCUGCCAAAUUUUGAUGUAGUUGAUAAUAUAUGGCUUGAGCCUGCUGCUUGGGAGGGGAUUGGAUGUACAAAGAUUUCAAAAGCAAAAAAUGAAGGUUCUGUCAGUGGCAAUCUGGAAUCAAGGUCAUACCUCGAAAAGAAACUUGUAUUUUGUUUCGGUUCACAUGUUGCAUCUCAGUUGCUGCUUCCUUUUGGGGAAGAAAAUUUCUUGUCCACAUCUGAACUUAAGCAGGCACAAGAGAUUGCCACACGGAUGGUGAUUGAAUAUGGAUGGAGUCCUGAUGACAGUCCUGCCAUUUACAUCACUAGCAAAGCAGUUGGAGCUCUCAGUAUGGGGAAUAGCCAUGAGUUUGAGAUAGAAGCAAAAGUUCAGAAGAUUUAUGAUUUGGCAUAUGAUAAAGCUAAAGAAAUGCUUCAGAAGAAUCGUAAAGUCCUUGAAAUAAUUGUGGAACAAUUGCUCAAUUUUGAAAAUUUGACAGGAGAGGAUUUGCUGAACAUCCUUAAGAAUAAUGGAGAGAUUCCAGAAAAAGAGCCAUUCUUCUUAUCGAAGCAGUUUUAUAAGAAGCUUAAAUCUGGAAGCUCUCUUGAUGAAAGUGGGGAUGCAGAAGUAUUGGACCUUUUGGGGGUUGCAACAUAAAGGGGCUGCAAUUUUGUAAUUUGCACAUUCCUCUAGGACAAUAGGGACAAGGAAGAUUAUAAAAUGUGACUGAAUCUGGCUAUAGAAUUUUGUCUUUUGAACUGAAAAUCUUUCAUCUUUGGGAGUGUUUUUUCCAUGGCUUAGCCAAUGACUUGUACAAAUUGAAAGCCAUCUCAAGGAAUAAGUCUGCAACUUGAAAGAAAUAUUAGUUUUUCUGAUCAACCAGAGUUGGGGCACCUUUGCCGUCGUGUCAAAUUUGUAUCAACUGCAGCUUUCACAAACUGGUACUACUAAUAUUCUAAAAACAUGCCGAAGUUGCAGGCUGGAGAAAUUAUUGUGUUCAAGAACAUUGGUGCCACAGUAAGGUUGUUCUUUUGCUUGGCUGGAAUUCAAGUCAUGGAAAGCGAACUUUUCUGCCUGCAGGGAUAAGGUUUCAUGUUGAUUUUUUCUAAACAUCACAUUGGCAAGAGUUCUGUGCAAUAGGCUGACUGAUUUUCUAUACCAAACUAGUGGUAUGUCUCACAGCUCAGAUUUAUGUUGUUCUGCGUUUCCAAAAGCAGAAGCCUACUGCAAAAUAAUAUAUCAUUCAUGUAUCUAACAUAGUCCAAUUAUGUUGCUUAAUAUGCCUUAAGAGAUGAGAAAUGCUGCCCUGUAUUCCAUCUACUAUAUCAGCAAUCAUUUUGGCUUCAAUAUUAAGAUUGAUCAGCAGCAAGCCCCACUUCUAAUUCGA